This is a messenger RNA of Bactrocera neohumeralis, 1068 nucleotides long. RefSeq names its product multifunctional methyltransferase subunit TRM112-like protein (gene Trmt112). Bases 100 to 474 code for a protein of 124 amino acids. Gene Ontology annotation, biological process: tRNA methylation; rRNA (guanine-N7)-methylation; peptidyl-glutamine methylation. NCBI's taxonomy places the organism in Eukaryota, Metazoa, Arthropoda, Insecta, Diptera, Tephritidae. Gene Ontology annotation, molecular function: protein heterodimerization activity. The record is from RefSeq and is a predicted model, not a curated record. The transcript has 3 exons.
UCCGGCAGUAUUGGAAGGGCAUUUGUUUAAGAACGUGGUAAAAAGGUGUAGUUUAUAUUUUUAAUAGCUUUAGUAGUGUUUUUGAAAUAACAAACAAAUAUGAGGCUCAGCACUUAUAACUUCUUAACAUCUAAAGCCAUAAAAGGUGUAAAAGUUGGCUUUCCACUUAAAUUAACUAUAGCUAAACAGGACGUUGUUGAAGCAGAGUUUAAUCCAACAUUUAUAGAGCGUCUACUGCCUAGACUUGACUGGUCAGGUAUACGCUUAGCCGCUGAAGUGGCUGGGCUCAAUGAUGACAUUCCUGCCGAACUACCCGCAAAUGUCGCUGAAAAUGAGGAGUUAUUAAAAAAACUGCACCAUUUGUUGUUGGAGAUUGAUGUCCUUGAAGGGCAGCUGGAAUGCCCUGAAACGGGUCGUGUUUUUCCAAUAACCGAUGGCAUACCGAAUAUGCUGCUGAAUGAGGAUGAGGUUUAAGACGUGCUACUAUUUUUUAUCUUGUACAUAUUUAGUUAUUUUUAAUACUUAUUGCUAAAUCAAAACAUCUAUGGUUUGUUAAUAAUUUUCAUAGUGACAAAAUGAAGUAAAUUUAAUUGACACAAAUAGACUUAAUUCUAAAACCAAAAAAUAUUACUGGUUUACACUUGAUGUUUUUGACAUGGAAGCAGCCUUAAGUGAAUGUGAUGAAGUAGGUAGAAUGAUGAUUGAAACUCUCGCUACUCAUGUAGUAGCGAGUAAAAUAAUCUUCGGUUUCAACGUUACCGAAAUUGACCCAAAUUAAAAAUAAGUAAAAUGCCAUUCCCACGACAGUUGGGUCUACGUAACCGAAAUGGAACUUUUAUCCGGCCAAGGACUGUCAACACGUAAGAAUUCUGCCGCUACAUCAACAACAAUAAAAUAAGUAAAACAUCAAAGCAGUUUAGCUCUUUAUUAAAAAUACAGCUUUAUUCGAAAAAAUAUACGUAUUCUGAAUUAUGUUCUGUAUAAGUACACACUAUCGGUUCCAAGAGCUACAAGCUUUGAUAAACUUACGACACAACACUGAUUACAUGUAUAACGCACAAUUUUUUU